AUGGCGAAGUACAUCGGAGAGGAGGAGGUGUAUCAGGCUUUCGCGAGAUCUCGCUACGAUCCUGAGAGCCUCAUCCUGGACGUCAGGGACGUCAAGAAAUACGCGGGAGGCCACGGCCACUUGUACAAUGCCUUCUGCGUCCGUGUGACGAACAACGGGCGAGCGCUGCUAGACUACAGCAAAGCCCACUACAACUUCAAGUGGUCGGAAGGCGUCUGGUGGGACAAACCGGUCAUCGUGUACGGACCCGAGAACCUGAAGAAGGACCAUCCCGUAGUCACUUUCCUGUCCAAGGACGGCCGCACGCGCUCCCUCGGGGUGUACCGCGAGGGCGCGGGCGCUCUCCGGGACGCGCUGCCGUUCCUGUUCACCACCUCGACGAAGGCCGCGGCGCCCAGCUACCCCGCGGCCAUCGUGCAAGACGCCGUCUACCUGGGCGACUGGGAGCACGCGGCGGACGAGCGCGUCCUGCGGGACCUCAACAUCACGCUCGUGGUGACCGUGCACAACGACCCGAAGAACCUGCGGGGCCUCCCGAAGGACGUCGCGCACCUUCCGUUCGUGCUCGCCGACCUUGAGACCGAGCGCAUCCGUCCGCUGUUCGACGUGGUCAAUGAGCGGGUGCACGAUGAGGUCAACCGGGUGGUGGGGAAGGGGAAGCGCCGGGGCGCGGUGCUGAUCCACUGCGGCGCAGGUGUCAGCAGGAGCGCCGCGCUGGCGAUGGCGUACUUGAUGUACCGUGACAAGUGCACCGCCGCGUCCGCCAGGGAGCGUGUCCUGCGGCGCCGCACCAUCGCGGAGCCCAACGCCGGGUUCUGGCGGCAGCUUUGCGAGUACGAGAUCGACCUGGGCGUGCACGGACGGAGCGAUCCGAACGCGAUCAAGAGCAAGAACGCCGCUGCGGAAACGGCGGCUGCCGAAGAGGCCGCGAAAGCGCCGGCUGCUGGGCCGUCGUUCAAUGAGGUGGCUGCCCUGGCUGGGUCCGGUGUGCGGCGGUACGAGUGCGUCGUGGAGAUGCACAUCAUGAAGGGCGAGGAGCGCGUCGGGAAGCUCGUGAUCGAGCCCGGCAUUCAGCCGGGCGACCGCUAUGUCCUGGGGCGCGAGCAGGGCAGCUGCGAGCACGUGAUGGAGCAUCUCUCGAUCUCGCGGGCGCACGCGCAGCUGACUUCGGACGCGAAGGGCGUCGUGUACGUCACGGACCUCGGGUCGAGCCACGGGACGAACGUCGACGGCGCGUGGGUGCGGGCGCACGCUCCCAAGGUGCUCCGGGAGGGCAUGGUGCUGCGGUUCGGGGCGAGCACGCGGGAAUACGUGGUCAAGCGAAUCGAGAAGCGAGAGGUGUCGUCGUGA
Messenger RNA from Pedinophyceae sp. YPF-701, 1350 nucleotides. Lineage: Eukaryota; Viridiplantae; Chlorophyta; Pedinophyceae. The record is from the annotation of a GenBank genome assembly.